CGUAACUUUCAUGUGAACACGCGCCGCGUCGGUCACCACUCACCUUUUUAACAACCGAUCAUCGCACUUGCCGUUUGGUGUUAUACUUUCAUAAUAGACUCAAGACGGAAACCCCGCCAGAAAAGAAUUUCCAACGGGAAGGCAGCAAGUAUCCGAGUUUCCAAGAAAAAAAAAAUGGGAGGCGACAAGGGCAAGAGAAAGGACGCCCCGGGCGGUGCUGGAGGCCAGAAGCAGAAGAAGAAGAAGACUGGCAGCGGCGGCAAAUGGACAACACCCAACCAAGCGAACAAGCUCGCCCUCGAGCGCAACUCCAUCCCCCAAAUCGGCGACCGCGGCAUAUGGGUGACCUGCGCACGCCACCAGGAGAACAAGGCCGCACGGGAAGUCAUCAACCUCUUUGAAGAGUACAUCGAAACCAUGUACGGCAUCAAGCCCGCCAGCAAAGAACCCAAAGUCGAGGAUGACGACGAUGCGGAACUAGAUAUCGAGGCCGCCAUCGCCAAGGAACUCGGCGCAAUGAAGGAGAAAAAGACUGCCGACGUCCAAAAGCAGGAGGACGACAAGGCCCUGCUCAAGGCCAUGAAGCUCAACAUCGACUGUCUCUUGUUCGUGCGGACCAAAUCCCCCAUCGAGCCGGUCGAGUUCGUCAAGAGGAUAGUCGUCGACACCAAGGAGUGCACCGACAUCAGGAAGAUCAAGUGCCGCUAUCUGAACCGGUUGACGCCCAUGAGCGUCAUGGGCAAGGCGACGGAGCAGGGGUUGGCUGAGACGGCUAGGCAGGUUUUGGAGGAGUACUUUGACUUGAGCGGGAAAAAGGGCGAGCAAAAGGAAGAAGAUGGUGCGGAGGUGAAAAAGGAGGGAGAGAACAAAGAGCAGAAGGAGUACAAGCCCUACACAUACGCCAUCCGGCCUACGAUUCGCAACCACAGCAACCUGAAGCGAGACGUGGUCAUCAACACCAUUGCCGGACUUAUCAACGAUGAGCGUCACAAGGUCAAUUUGACGAAUCCAGACAAGGUCAUUUUGGUGGAUAUCUUCCAGACGGUCUGCGGUUUGAGUGUUGUGGAUGGUGAUUGGGAUGAGCUGAAGAAGUAUAACAUGACGGAGCUAUAUAACCAAGCUGCUGGCAUCACGGCGGUUGGGAAGAAGGAUAAGCAGGAGAAGCAAGAUGAGAAGAAGCCGAAGUCGGCCAAGAAAGAGGAGGAGACCAAAGACAUCAAAGAAGAGGAGCCCAAGAUUAAGGAGGAGGAGCCUGCUUCUACCGAUGCUUGAGACUCGGGCACGUCGGGAGAUGGGGACAGUGGUGGAGGCAUCGACCGGUCCCGCUCCCGGAGACUUUUCGGUGGCGGCGGCAGCAGCAGCAGGGCGGAGCGGGGCGGGGACUGGUUCCGUAUGUACUUGUUGUCUAGCGGUCCCUGUUUUUCUGGCGAGAUGCAGUACUAGUGAAAUGCAGCACGUGGGAGGAUCAUUGGGAUGUUAGGAUGUUAAUGAUUUGCCCGGGAAGGUGAAAACAAGCGAGAGUAAUAGCGAGAAGCGGAUUGUCUCGUGGCCCUCUUGUCCAAUGCGCCUGUUUGAGUUCC
Molecule: messenger RNA, 1580 nt
Organism: Neurospora tetraspora
Lineage: Eukaryota; Fungi; Ascomycota; Sordariomycetes; Sordariales; Sordariaceae
Exons: 4
Coding region: 175-1272 (365 amino acids)
Biological process (GO): tRNA modification
Molecular function (GO): RNA binding
Source: RefSeq, a predicted model, not a curated record